AUGAAGAUAGAAACAAGUACAACCGGUCUGAUAUACUCAAACAACGCCGGAAACUACCUAAACAACAUGCACUGCAUCUGGAAUAUGUCUGCCAACAAAAACAUAGAACUGUUUUUCAUGAAAUUUGACACAGAGUACUGUUGCGAUACUGUGUCUUUAUACGACGGCAGUAGCUCCUCCUCUUCUUUAAUCGGCAAAUAUAGAGGAGAUGAUCUGCCUGGAAGCCUCACUAGCUCGUCAUACCAGCUUUAUGUCUCCUUUAGAAGUGACAGGUCUGUCGUAAAGUCUGGAUUUCAAGCUGCUUACCACUGUAAGAUAAACAUGUCCACCAUAGAUAUUAAGAACACUAAUUUUUUGUCGAUUUAUUUGUCAUAAGCUAAUUCUUGCCUAUUAUUGUUUUUUUUUUCUAUCAGUCCAAGGCCAAUCCUUUGUAACGGCUUCAAGUUCAUGUGCAAACCUGCUGAAAGUGGAAUCAUACGCAAGUGGAAUCAUAUUCUCUAACAUGCAUGGAGAAUACAGCUACGGCAUGAAUUGCAGCUGGAGUAUUUUUUCAAAUCUAAGUCUGGAACUUUCCUUUACUCGUUUUCAAACUGAAAGAGGUUAUGAUCCUGUUACUGUUUACGAUGGCUCAUCUUCUUCUUCUCCACUGAUCGGGCGCUUUGAUGGAGACUCGCUGCCACAAAGAAUUUCAAGUUCUUCUCACAAGCUUUUUGUCACUUUUACUAGUGAUGGUUCAGUUUCAAGGUCUGGGUUUGUGGCGAACUACCACAGUAAGAGCUUUCAUAUAGGAAAUUGAACUUUAUAGUCAACGAAGAAAGAAGCUUUGACUACGUUCUGUCCUAUCAUAAUGCACGCUGGAAGCGGCUAAAGCGGGAAAGUGUUGUAGGGGAGAAAUAGGAGACGUAGUCGAUUGUUUUCUCUACUUACAGCUGCUUCCUUAGUGCUUAAAAACAAAAGAGAGCACAGUCCAGGCUUUUUUGUUUGUUUUAUAAAAAAACAUUAUUUUUCCAUUCGUUUGCACACAAUUUCCAAAACAAACCAUAUUUCCAAUUGAACAGAGAUGACAUGAGCGUGCAUCUGUACUCUCAUAAAGUAAUCUAGAAUAUAGAUUUGUAAAAAUGUGUGACAGAGACGCCAGCUUGGAUAUGUAUUAAAUUAUUGUUGUUGUUUUGUAAUGUGUUAUUUUCAAACACAGAACUAUACUAAACAAGUGGUAGCUGUUUCUGAGUUUUAAACUACCGCACUAAUCGUUCUUUCUCAUUCAGCUUGGACUUGGACAACUUGGACAUUUCGUUUAUUGAUCUCUCUGGUGUUUUUUGUUCCUGCUGUCGGGGAUAAUAAUUUUGUUAUUUCGGCACUUGAAACGUUUUUAUAACUCUCUUUGGUUCUUAUCUUGCUAGGCAACAGCUCGACCUUUUCAUCAGUUCCUUGUUCCGAAAUUUCACCUUCUAUCCCUGUGUAAUCUGUGUUGUUACCUACAGGUUGUUCUGUAACAGUUCAAGCUAAGAGGUCAUUUAUAUAUUCCUUUUCUAAAUCAUAUCAGCUGUCUGAGUGAAAAACCACAACAAUGUAUAUAAAAAAUACAAUAAAAGAAUAAAAAUGAUAAGCAAACAAACAAAAACGAAAAACCAAGAAAGAGAAAUCCGAAAAUUGAUCGGCCUUAAAAAGGGUGACGACAGCGUGAUAACAAUUAUUUGCGCGUCUGUAUUCUGAUAACGCAUGUUGUUUCAGCUAUAUAUAUAUAUAUAUAUAUAUAUAUAUAUAUAUUAUAUCUAUAUAUUGAUAUACCACCGAAAAUGCAAUAAAGCACGUACAAAAUAAAGAAAGUCGUUUCAAGGCCAUUAAAAUGACUUGUGUGGAUCUUGAAUAAGAAAGAGAGAUUAAAGCUGGUAUGUCCCAUUUCAACCGAGUCUGUAGGUGACUAUGCGAGUGAAUUCGCUUUUUCUUUCCCUCUGUGACCCCUCUACGUAUUAUCUUCCUUUUGUUUUACAGUCUCAGGGAAGCUAUUUGCCACAGCCUCAAGUUCAUGUGCAAACGUUUUGACUGUUCGGUCCAGUACAGGUGGAAUGGUAUAUUCAAACAGAGAUGGUUUCCACUCCGACAAUAUGUACUGCAGUUGGAGCAUAUUUUCUAAUACCAACCUGGAACUGAUAUUUUUCAGACUCGAUACGGAAAGCAGUUUCGAUUCUGUCUACGUGUACGAUGGUGGAUCCUCGUCCUCACCUUUGAUCGGGCAAUAUCAUGGAAAUUCUUCGCUUGCAGCCAUUGCAAGCUCAUCCAAUCAGCUUUUUGUCAUCUUCACCGGCGAUGGCUCAAUUGUAAGGUCUGGAUUUGCAGCGAGCUACCACGGUAAGGAAUAUCAAUACCCCUUAAAGUCAAAAUAGUAAGCCACUGUUCGCGCUUUAAUACAAACUUGAAUGUCUAGCGUGGAAACGGAGAAGGUCUUUAAUGCAUAAUUGUUCGUGUAUAUGUUUAAAAAGGCCAUGAAAUGUGAUUUGAUGUUCUUUGGAGACAUCAGUUAGACUCAAUGAUUACCGCAGAUGCACCAUCGAGGUAUCUAUUCCGUGUGUUGUUACUCUUAGUAUUAUCAUACAUUUUUCGGUUUACUCAAACGAUGCCUUAAGAGCAAUAGUCAAUAACUUUCGAACUUUUUAAAAAGAUCACGGCCACUUAACCUCACCGAUCUGGCUGAAAUCUGGUACGAAGGCUAAUUUUAGGGUCCUAACCACGGAGUUGGUAUUAAAAAGUUCCAGUUGUUUUUGCUUGACAGAAAGUCAUUAAAGCCGACCAAGUCCGCCCAUACUUGCCCGCCAACGUGGCGUAUCGAAGGUGUUCUUACGACUUCGACUCCAGUCCUGUCGUAAAGAUUUUAUAAAAUCACUUGAGAUAAACAAAAAGAUCUACCCUUUUCCUUAACAUUUAUUGGAAAAAAUGUGGGAAAUGACAGAUUUUGAUUACAGGUUAUCCCAACGUUAAAAGGUCGUUUUGCGCCGCCUUGAACAGUAAAAAAAUUUACCCCAACUUGUUAGCCUGAUAUCUCUAAUGUUACCGCGAUCCAGAAGUUGCCAUUUACAACAUGGCACAAUGUUUCCUUAUGGAUGAAUUGAAUCCAUUAAUAAAAAAAUGGGGAAAUUUAAAGAUCAAAGGAGAAAAUUUAUUAAUCUAUGAUGACUUAGCUAUAUUUGGGACCAGCUCCUAAUCACCUUACCGGUCAGAAGUAAAGUCCAAGUAGUUAUUUCGCCCAGAAUGAAAGCAAAUUUCUAAUAUUAUGGAAGUAUCAGUUGAUUUUGGGCAAAAGCGAAUAUAUAUGGGCGACAUCGUCGCAAUGGGAUAAGUAUUUGGUUACCCAAUUAGUGCAAACAAUAGAUCCGGUAUUGACGCUCGGAGGGGUUGAUUUCACUUAACCAUUUUGAGUACGAAAUAUUUCGAAAAAAAAAGAAGAUUUUUGUGAAUUCCAGCCCAGUUUAUUUGGUGGUGGUGACUUGCUCAAAAUCUGAGCCUGUAAGCUACAUUUGCAGUUGAUCCUCCUUGUCACGCCAAUGAUUUAGAUUUUCUUCGUUAGAUAUUUCGUAAAUUACAUUGUGUUUUUGAGUGGGUCUUAAUUUCAUUUUUCUUAUCUUUCAACUUUCUUAUCAGUAUAAAGGAAACCCAACCUUUCAGGAUACUUCCUUGCAAAUUUUUUUUCACCAACGUUGAGCGCAAAAUACUCACAUGAAGCGCCCUUAUUAAGGCAGACAUUAAUUAAGUGUUGUUUGAAAUAAACAUCACCUCGUUGGAAUGCGCGCGAAAUCGCUAAUUGAGUUUGCUCUAAGAUCUAUUUUGCUUUGAGGGGCUGUUCUUGAAGGAUAUUUUUUAAAACUCCUUUCGAUGGCUUUAAACUAGCUUUACACUUAAUCUAUAUGAAAAAUUAAACUAUGAAUUCGAAUUGAAUCCGUGUUCAUAACUGAAUUGUCGGUAGAGAAAACGGAAGUUAAGACCCAAGCCCUAAGAAACCAUACUUCAUUUACUUUUUGAUGGCAACGAGAGAGGUACGGAAGCCGAAAAGGGACAAUCCAAAAAUGUUUUACAAAUCCGAAAAAAUAUUCAGAAUCGAUAUCUUUUAGACAAAUCGCUUUUGAAAAGUUUGUCAAAUCGACAAAACAAAUUCAAAUCCGUGACUUUCUACUCAUUUACUGAGCUUUAAAACUCUCGACCUUGUGGACCUUUACUUAAUCGUCUAGAAAGACUUGACAUUUCCGGUUCAAACUCCACCCCAAUUCUCUUCCUUUUUAAAAAAAAAAAUGAGCUUGAGUAGGGCAUUUGAACAUAAUUUUGGCCCCGGAGGUUGGAAUUUGAACAACUGAUUUUCAAGAGUUAAAUUUCCACGGGGGAGGGAAGUUGUAGUUUCGAAUUGAUCGAUGCAUAAACAUGACACUUGUCUCAGCACCUACUCUAGCCUUCAGUAAUUGAAUUUCGCUUCUCAAAGACGCAUCAACAACGUUUAAGCCCCAUAAAUGAGGCUUUAUGUCUCGAGUACAUCGUAAAAGAGAUGUGUACUCGCUCUACUGCAUGGUAUGUUCGGAACUAUCCUCAGCAAACCUUGAGAAACCGCUCUUGAUCAACAUUAUUCUAGAGCAUUCUCUUCAUGCAAAGAUAUGGAAAAUAAACUGGAUUAAAAUGGAAGGUAAUCACAGACAUAGUAAGUUUGGCUUUCUGUUAAAAACGAGAACUUUUCCAAUAUUUUACCUCAACGAAACCGACAUCUUAGUGUUCACUACAAAAUCAAAACAAAUUCCAAUAUUUGUACUUGUUGUGGGCAAAAUUGUCAAAGAAGUAUGAAGAGGGGUGAAAUGAUAAAAAACCAUGAACCUUAUCUAAAUAGGAUCCUCAAAUAAAGCAAUAAAUUUCCGCUUUUCGACUCAAGAUUAAACUUGAUUGCUUGUACAUUCUCACAGGUUCAAGUUGAUGUCUAUCUCAAAGGACAUUCCGUUUCUUGUGUGUGGCCACUUCCAGAGUGUAUUACGUUGGUAUUUAAGGCUUACUUUUGAUGUAAAUGAAAAUUACUGUAACGGACUUGCCAGAGGUUGGGGAAUUUCUUAUGCUGCAAACUUGAGAAAAUGGUGAACUGACUUCUGUUGGAAAACAUGGUAAAUUUGCGUAUCAUUUACGAAACCGACUGCUUUUACCAAUAGUAUAUAAGAAUUGAUGAGAAUGUUUCUCUCACAAAAUCUUUUGAUCUCAAAACGGUAAGCGAAUUAAACUCUAAGCGUAAUUGCGCGCGGUUUGUUUAAAUUCAAUUAGUUACCUAAAAUCGUACCGUUGCAGCAAUUUUGCUUGAACAUUAUCACAUUUAUGUUAAGUCAAAAGAUAUUUCCAUACAAUCAAGAAAUUUUCCGGACGAUAAAUGUACUUUAACCGUUUUCUUCUGAUCGUAAAUUGAUUUAAGAGCUUUUAGGACUAGGUCCCAAACAGGUCAUUACGGGUUGAUAAUUUUUUUUCCUUGACCAUUUCUUUUCCCCCAUUUUUGUUUAUGAAAUCUGUUUAUCUAUGAACAAACUUGGUUGACAGUAAAUGGUAACUCCUGGAUCGAGGUAAAACUGGAGAUAUUCGGUUAAUAAGUUGGGGUAAAUUUUCCUUUGUUCAAGGCGGCCUAAAGCGACCUUAGAACGUUGGGAUCACAUUUUGUUAAAACCAGACAUUUGCCAUGUUUUUUUAAAUAACUACUAAGGGGAAGGGAAGAUCGUUUCACGGAUAUCACGAGAUUUUGACUGAAAUCUUUACAAUAGGAUCCGAGUUGAAUUCAAAAGAUCACCUUCGAUCCGCCAUGUUGGAGGGCAAGUAUAGGCAGACCAAGGACACUUUCCCGUUUUUUGGCAAGCAAAAAUAACUGGAACUUUUUAAUAUCCAUUUCGGGAUUUGGAUCAUAAAGUAAGACUUCAUGCCAUAUUUCAGCCAAAUCGACGAAAUGAAGAGGCCGACGAAAGUUCGAAAGUUACAGACUACCGCAGUUAAAUGUUUUUUUUAGAUUGAAAUGCGUCCAAGCAAAUCAUCUACAUAUACGUACGUAACGCUUUUAUUUAUAUACUAUGAAAACCAAAGCUACGGCCUUGUGCGGUUUGUGUAAAAAAACUCGAAGUGGAUUGAAACUAUCAAUUAUGAACAAAUUAAAACUAAUAAGAACUAAUUUUCCAUUACGCUCCUAGCUGAUAGAGAGGCUAUUAUAGUUAAAUAGAUGAAAGGUCUAGCCAUCUCGCUACUGUAAGAGGUAUUCUGGCUUGUGUAGCAUGAAGCGUUUGUCAUCUUUUUAUAGCUGUUGACACAAUCCGCCUAAUGGGAGGAGGCUCACCAUUGGUUGGAAGGGUAGAGGUUUUCCAUAGCGGCCAAUGGGGAACAAUUUGCGACGACAGGUGGGACAUAAACGAUGCCAAGGUAGUAUGCAGACAACUCGGUCUCCCUCCAGCCACCCAAGCCUUUGGAAGGGCUACGCAUGGACGAGGUUCUGGUCAGAUAUGGAUUGAUGAUAUUCAUUGUUCAGGAUACGAGUUACACAUAGACGAGUGCAACCAUGGUGGAUGGGGAAAUCAUGAUUGUGUACACGACGAAGACGCUGAUGCAGAAUGCUCCUCUAUAAUCCCUUGAUCUGGUGAAUUUUAUUGUAAUUUUCUGUUUGAAUUGCUCAACCGAAUGUAACUGAAGGACAAAGAAACAGAAUUUUCAAAGUUUCUUGAAUUUUUUAAGCUCUUUCAAUGAAUAGUAACGGAAAAGCAUGCUGAAGAGCCUAAUCCAACAACAUUCUUCGCGCUUUUCCUUCAAACUUCGUUGUUCAGGUGUGGGAU
This is a messenger RNA of Pocillopora meandrina, 6815 nucleotides long. NCBI's taxonomy places the organism in Eukaryota, Metazoa, Cnidaria, Anthozoa, Scleractinia, Pocilloporidae. The record is from the annotation of a GenBank genome assembly.